AUGGGCUUCACUUUGUCCCAGAAGGAGACUCAGGCUAGCAAGAAGGUGUGGCUGCUGGCCGUGGCAGCUUGUGCUAUCUUGUGUUGCUGCAUGCCUGGAGAUUUCGGCAGGGAGACCUGCCUGGCCAAUUUGUCCAUGGUGCGAGCGUUGAGGAGGAGUUGCCACUGCCUUAGCUUUGCAGAGCGCGGCUCCAUUUUGAGUACUGCGUUGGCGAAGCUCUUGGAGAGGGAGCCUUUGGUGUGGUCUAUGCAAGGGGCUGUGACAGGGUUCGAGGGAAGUGUUGUGCCUCAGUGGCAGGCGGCGGUGAAGAUGGUGGACAAGGUCGAGACACCGCCUGCAGUCAUUCGCCGAGAAGCGGAGUUGAUGAAGUCCCUCUCCCAUGCCAACAUCGUCCGCUUCCAUGCUGUCUAUUUCGAGAGGUGCUUCGUGUGCAUCGUCAUGGACAAGUACGGCGGAGGAGAUCUUGUCGAUGGCAUGCAGAUGCACAUGAAGGAGCAUGGCAAGAUUAAUCCCAGAGACAUCGUCCAUGUCAGCUAUCAGAUGGCGGCCUCGAUCAAGUACCUUCAUGAGCGGCACAUCGCCCAUCGUGACAUCAAGGGGGACAACUUCUUGAUCACGACCCGGGACCUCAGAGACCAGGAGUGCAAAGUGGCUCUGAGUGACUUCGGUACGGCGGAGCUCGUGGAAGGACAGAGGCGCUUGUCAUCCGAAGUUGGUACCAGGAUCUUCUGGGCGCCGGAGAUUUUUGGAAAGAGCUAUGGCUUGAAGGUCGAUGUCUGGGCCCUCGGAAUCAUCAUGUACGGCCUGCUGGAUGGGCGCUUUCCCUUCAAGGAUGAGCACGACAUCAAGACGAAAGAGCCCAAGUACCCCAAAAGGCUGGAGCCCCUGUGCCAAGACUUCAUUCGAGUCAUGCUGCUCAAGGAGGAGGACGUGCGCGCAACUGCAGAAGAUGUCAUGGUGCAUCGAUGGCUGUCAAGCUUUGCAGGCCGCACGCGAGACAAGGAUCAGUCCGAGGACUUGGAGAAGAUGCCAAGCUCAGAAUCGAGAAAUGGCCGGCGGCGAAGCUCAGAGUCCUUGGAGGUGCCAGUCCAGCCAUUCGAGCACGAGGAGCCCAACUGCAGUGUUGCUGAGAGACGACGUGAACUCAUGGAGCGGUUGAACAACGAGCACGCGAAGGGCCCGGCAGCGGUGGGUUUCAUGCACUGCGCCAGCUUGACCGAGUUCUCGGUGCCCGAUCGCCGGCUGCCAGGGGCACACUGGCGGUACCAGUGGUGGGACCGGAAGCAGAUCGAGGCCGAGAAUCUCGGACCUCGGAAUGCUGAGGGCCAUGAGCGCACCCUGGAAGAUGUUUCCAGGGAGCUCGACAGGUCUCCUCACAUCGUCGGCAAGAUACUGCAGGACUACGACAUUGACAUUGCGAAGUUUGGCGUGGGAGAGGCAAAGACCCUUGAUCAGCUGGCUUCCGAGGUGCAGAACGGAUCUGCCCGCCUGAUGCUGGAUGCCACCACUCACAAAAAACUGGUGCGUGUGGUGGAUGUAGUAUUACUUCGACUAUACUCGUCGUCCAAGAAGGACCGCCUGUUGAUCGAAGUGGGGGAGCAGUAUCCUGAUGGGCGAAGGCGUGCUGCCUCGCGAUUGCCGGGAACGAAGAAGUUCCCUUAUGAGAAUGGACAGGAGACGGCAUUCCGGAUCUUGAAGGAUCUUCUCGGGGUGACUGCGCGGGCAGCCAACUUCGCCUUCGAAGACACUGAAGUCUACGAGGAGGAGAUGGACUCGCCCUCGUUUCCUGGAGUCAGGACCGUGUACAGAAAGGAGAUCAUGGAGGGCCACCUCAAGGCGACCGACGAGGCAACGGCGUUGCGAAUCGGACUCCUGGUCCCCGGAGGUAGCGAUUGGAGUGUCCAGGACCACAAGGGCAAUCUCAAGUCCUUUGCCUGGAUGACAGAGCAAGAAGCUCACGACAAGAAGGUGAAGCUCAUGGCCGAAGGCAGCGAGGAGGUCAGUGGCCUGGUCAUGCCUCCAGUGGGUCUCAAUGAAGAGGAUCUGGUUGCAUACCUGCGCGGCCACAGCAUUGACACCGAGAGCUUCGGCACGAGCUCCGCCAAGACCCUGAAGGACCUCUCUCGUGAGCUAACUUCUGGCCAGUCUUCAUUGCUACUCGAUGCUUCCGGCAAGGUUGUCAGGGUGGUGGAUCAGGUCUACUUGGUGAUUGUGAGUCCAUCGGACAAGGUCCUCGUCGAGGUGGCUUAUGUUACGCCCGAUGGUACCAAGCACAUGCUGAACCGCCUGCCUGGCACGAACGGCCGACCUGAUGAGAGCCAAUUUGUCACAGCACGACACCUUCUGCACAAGCAGAUCCGCAUAGAUCCCAACCAGGUGCGGCUGGACCCCGGCAAGGCCCAGAUCUGGGAGGAGUCGCGGAAGUCGCCUAGCAUGCCGAGCAUUUCGACGGUCUAUCGGCGUCGCUUUAUCGAAGCCACGGUCAUGGUUCCUUGA
Molecule: messenger RNA, 2496 nt
Organism: Symbiodinium natans
Lineage: Eukaryota; Dinophyceae; Suessiales; Symbiodiniaceae
Source: the annotation of a GenBank genome assembly